AAUGCAAAAUGGUGAUAUUGAAUAGUAUCUCUUGAGUUACGUAUGAUUAAAUAAUGGCCACAAAUGACCCACAUAGUGGUGUAAUUCUCCGACUCGUGCCAAAAUCAAUACAAUGCACCUUUCGUGAGAUAUGUUACAAUGGAAGGGCAGCACUACCCAGCACUACUGCACACAACCCGAUGGGUUACUUGACCCUACGGUAGCAUCACAAUCACUCCAGUGAUACAACCAUGUUUAUAAAUAUUAUCCGACGAUUAGAGUGAUUUAAUAAUAAAAUGUUUGUGGAGUUGAUGACAAUCAAUCAUCCCGAGUGAUAAUGGCAGCCACUUCGGAGCCGGAUUGGAGUGUUGCUAAAAGGGGUCUUGCCCUUUUCUUGAACAAUAAGCCUGACGAAGCCGAACUACUGUUUGCUGAUAGGAAUGAUAGCUUCCAUGUGAAAACAGCACGUUGCUACAUGCUUUUCAUGAACGCACUUAUGACAUUUGAGGAUGAGAAAUUCCAGCUGGCCAUGAAGUUAUUAAAAGAAACAGAGAGAGAAUGUGUUGGAGAUGUUGGGUGGUUGAAGAGUGUUACUAAUAAAGUUUUUGGAUCUACUGCGAAUGAUGACGACUACGCAAGAAAACUAGAGAAACAAAUUGUUCUGGCAGACACCCAAGUAUGUACCGCAAUGCUGGUACUCCUUCAACAGGAAGUCAGCAGUUACGUACGAGGUGGAUGGAUGAUGAGGAAGGCGUGGAGAAUUUAUCAGCACACGUAUUGUCAAAUUCUCCAGCUCUAUCGACGUACAUUCGGCAUCAAUCCAUCGGGUUUCAACGGGAAUUACAUGAAUAAUGAGAAUGGACUUUUGAGCUCACGCUACAGAAGUUCAGAGUGGUCUCUGGGGUCUUACCACAGCACUACUUCCACAUCCACUCCAAUACUCUCGCCCUCUUCCAUUAAAAAUUCAUUGUCAAUGAUAUUUUCGCUCACUGGAAUGACGAAUGAGCCUGAGAAUAAUUUUGUAGAGCCAGCGGAAGUGAUUCGCCUAAUGUCAGCCGUCAGUUUCGGUUACGGAAUUUUUCAAUUAUGCGUCAGCCUCGUGCCCCCGUCACUCCUCAAGUUAAUCCAUUUUUUGGGAUUUGAGGGGGAUAGACGUGCAGGGUUGACAGCUCUAAUGUAUGCAAGGCUGAGUGAAGACAUGCGUGCACCACUCGCUACGCUAUCUCUCUUAUGUUAUCACACAAUAGUACGGCCAUUCUGUUCCCUCCACGAUUGGAAUAUAAAAUCCGGAGUCGACGCCGCGAAGCAGUUAAUCAGCGAGUGUCAGCAGGAUUAUCAGAAUGGAGCUCUCUUUCUAUUCUUCUCAGGUCGCACUGAACGUCUCCAGUCAAAUAUUGAUGCAGCUCUCGUCGCGUACGAUAGAGCAAUGUCCUCCUCCUCUCAAAGGGAAAUUCAACUUCUCUGUCUUCACGAGGUGGCCUGGUGCUACGUCAUCCGCUUGAAUUAUGCAAGGGCCUACGAAUCCUUCGCCAGACUCCAGCAUGACUCCAGAUGGUGCGAGAGCAUUUACGCGUAUCUCGCAGCUGUGUGUUCUGGAGCGAGUGGCGAAUCGCACGAAGUGCUCAGGACUUUCAGGGAAAUUAAUGUUAUGAUUUCUGGUGGGGGUAAAACGACGCAGUUGGAUACAUUUGUUGCGAGAAGAGCAGUGAAGUUGGUGGACCAGAAUGAGGGUGUUUAUACACCCGCCUAUUAUAAACUUUUGGUUUAUGAACUACUUUAUUUGUGGAAUGCUAUGCCCUCGUGUUCUAUGGAUUCGUUGAGGAACGUGAUAGCGGAAUGUAAAAAUAGUCAGAAUGAUGAACCCAUGACGGGCUUGGCCUACCUCAUAGCAGGCGCCGCUCACUCUUACCUGGAUGAGCAAGUGACUGCCGUUAAAUGCUUUAAAAAUUGUUUGAAACUACGUGUGCCCAACAGUGAUAAUGAGAAUCAACACAUCAGUGCUUUUGCACUUUACGAACUUGGAAGCACGCUGUGUAAAUCAAACUCAAUUCAGGAGGGUGUAAGUGCACUGCUGAAAGCACAAUCACAGUACAGUGAUUACGAUUUCGAAAGUCGCCUGAGUGUGCGAAUACACUCGGCCCUCAAAGCCCACUCACAAUAAUGUAUAAAGAACACGGAUGUCAUUUUACCAAUGUACUCAUUUGCCUUCGAUCCUAAGUAAGAUCUACUCCGUCUGUAAAAUUAAUAUGAGUGCACAGAGAAAAAUGUUGGAGAAGAAUUACAAAACAAGUGAAGUAAUCGUGGAGUGGAAUUUAUUCCUAGGUUUUUUAUAAUAGUGAAUUUUUCUUUGUCAGCUCCGAAAAAUUUCCUGAAUGCGAGGGUAAUUUGCCUUGACACUGUAAAAUUUACCCGAAUUCCAUAAAAAAACUACAAAAAUCAACGUGAAGAAUUGCUCAAUGUGCAGGAAUUUUUCUGUAACGGAGAAGAAUUUUUCGGUUCAAGAGCUUCAUUUCUCCUCGUCCGGGGAUUGGGAUCGUAAUAUACUAUUAUUUAUUAAUUAAUUAAUUUAUUUAUUGAGCUUUAUGACUAUGUCCUGGGGUAACAAUCACCCCCUAAGGACAACCCAAAUAUGUCACAUGAAUUAAUUAGCCUACAAAGAAUUACAGAGUAUAACUAAACUCUAGGAAUUAACUCUAUUUCUUCACGAUGUCCGUAAACGGCGUUUGACAGACACAAAGUGUUCGCAAAGCCCCGUUUUACGGACAGUGUGACGAAAUUGUAUUUUUUUUAAUGCAAGACAUUUCGCUCUACGAUUACCGUUCGCAUAGUAAAAUUUGCCGAUAUUUUUUAGAUUAUUUUUCUCCAACUUUUCUCUCCGUGGAGGAAGGGGCGGGGCUAAACGGAGCCAUUUGUGUUUUCUUCAAAUGUUAAUGAAUCCUUGAAUUGUUUAUCAGACGGGAUAAUUUUUUUCCCGUGGGAAGUGGGAAGGAUCUCUAAGGAGCUCUAAUUGAGCUCAAUCGAUGAAUUCCCAAGUUAUGAAUACUCUAAAAAAAUACAAAAGUGUCUGUUUUGCCCCGCCCAUCCCUAUGUAAAUUGUAUUUUGCCUGUACCACGUUGAAUCUAACCCAAUCAAUCAGUAUUACAUGAGAUUAGUGUAAUAUGUGUCUUUUUCCAAUGCGGAAAGCAAUCCCCGUCCAGAUAAUAAAAGGAAUUCCUUAUUGAUAAUCA
Messenger RNA from Diachasma alloeum, 3207 nucleotides. Its product is annotated as tetratricopeptide repeat protein 39C. NCBI's taxonomy places the organism in Eukaryota, Metazoa, Arthropoda, Insecta, Hymenoptera, Braconidae. The coding region runs from base 317 to 2140 and encodes 607 amino acids. The transcript is spliced from 10 exons. The record is from RefSeq and is a predicted model, not a curated record. Gene Ontology annotation, molecular function: protein binding. Gene Ontology annotation, biological process: cilium assembly.